Musa acuminata AAA Group (dessert banana) is the source of this 1542-nucleotide messenger RNA. RefSeq lists its product as uncharacterized. The record is from RefSeq and is a predicted model, not a curated record. Bases 1 to 1542 code for a protein of 513 amino acids. The transcript has a single exon. NCBI's taxonomy places the organism in Eukaryota, Viridiplantae, Streptophyta, Magnoliopsida, Zingiberales, Musaceae.
AUGACGCACCUAGUCGGGACCCCGGGAGAUCGUCCCUCGCGAGAAGAGCCCCAAGACGAGUGCCCCGCUACAGCUUCGGAGCAAUAUUGGCGCCUAUUCAAUGGCCCGAGCUUAUCUCCGCCCGACGCCACUGUCGUGCCCCCAUCCGUCUCCCCCGAGGCCUUCCACGACCUCACCCACCAAGUGAGGGCGCUGGCGGGUAUGGUGCAGACCAUCGUUCCGCUCAUCCCCCGGUCAGCGGACCAGCCCUUGCGUCAACGAGAGUCCGCCCCUCGGGAGCAUGCGACGCCCCCCGGGGCCCCCCCGUCGCCUCGAAACCAAACGACCCGGCUCGGAGACCGGGAGACCGUGGGCACGCUGAACCGCCCCGAACCCGAGCGGCCACCCGCGGACUCAACCAACAUCCUACAAGCACAGCUGCACCUCUUCAACCAACGUCUUAACGAGGUACAGCAAGAAAUCCGCAGGUCGAAAGGGGAGCCUGGAACGGAUGGAUACCAAGGGUCCCCAUUCGCGACCGAGAUACAAGAUCAGGCCAUCCCACCGCACUUUCGGCUCCCAUCCCUGGACACCUAUGACGGCGCCACCGAUCCUGCGGAUCACGUAGCCGCGUUUCGCGCCCAAAUGGCGCUAUACGGAACUUCUGACGCCCUGAUGUGCAAAGCCUUCCCGACGACCUUGAGGGGAUCGGCCCGCGUGUGGUACGGCGGCCUCAAGGCGGGAACCAUCUCCUCCUUCGACCAGCUCGCCCGGGACUUCGAACUCAACUUCCUCGCUUACGCCCGCCCGAAGCCAUCCGCGGCACUGCUCCUCGGACUCAACCAAGGGGAAGACGAAUCCCUUUCCCGCUUCUUGGACCGUUUUACGACACAGAUCCGAGGGCUCUCGGACGCUCAUCCUUCCCUAUUAAUGCAGGCAUUCAUGAUAGGCUUGCGGCCCUCCAGGUUCUUCUGGUCCCUAGUGGAGCGACCCCCCACGACUGUGCCCGAGAUGCUUCAGAGGGCAAGCCAGUUCGUCGCUGCAGAGACGUGGAUGGCUGGGAGACCCGGGAGACACAAAGCGACCAAGUCAGAGCCGCCUCGGCAGCAACAUCCUGCAACAUCCCGGCGUAGAUCAGAUAGAUCCGACCCACCGACUCCGAGGUCCCCUCCCCCUACUUUGAAUUCAUCCCGAACGGAUAUAUUCCUUCAUAUAAGGGAGAAAGGACUGCUCAAAGAACCCUACCCGAUGAGCAACCCCCGGGCGUUGGCAGAUCAAUCGAAGUACUGUCGCUUCCACCGGCAACGGGGACACAACACUGAACAUUGUCGGGAAUUGAAAAGACAGAUCGAGGAGCUCAUCCGCAGGGGGCACCUCGAUCAGUAUCUCCGCCCGAACAAAGAAUCUUCGCCACGCCCGGAGGGGCCCGUCGAGCGACACAUCGACGUGAUAUCGGGCGGCCCCGCAUCCGGGGGGGACUCCAUGGCCCGAAAGAAGGCGUACGCCCGAGCCGCCUCGGAUGAAGAUUCCGAGCUAUAUCGGGAUGAAGCCCGCCUCGGAUGA